Molecule: messenger RNA, 1113 nt
Organism: Penicillium canariense
Lineage: Eukaryota; Fungi; Ascomycota; Eurotiomycetes; Eurotiales; Aspergillaceae
Product: TauD/TfdA dioxygenase family protein
Exons: 3
Coding region: 1-1113 (370 amino acids)
Molecular function (GO): oxidoreductase activity
Source: RefSeq, a predicted model, not a curated record
AUGGCCGUGUUGCCACCGACCGUACGCCCGAUCCAGCCUCCAGCUGGAUCCAAGAUCGAUUUUGGGGCUGAAAUUACGGGAGUUGACUUGGAAAAUCUUACGGACGAGCAUUUUGCGACCGUCCGCAACGCAUUAUAUCAGCACCACGUCGUCAUAUUCAAGAAUCAGCAGAAAAUAUCGCCCAAGGCACAAUACGAGCUCACCAAGCGAUUCGACCCUGCGGCCGAAAGUUACGGCCAUGGCAAGACCAUCGAUGCCAAGCGAAGCGUUCUUCAUCCCGACUUGAAGACCGUCCCCCAUCAGCCACAAGUUCAGAUCAUCGGGAACGGGUUUGUUCCGUCAUACGAGGGACUGGAAAACUUCCAACUCAGGCACCCCCAUCACCGUACUUUCCACAAGGACCACAUCCCAGACGACAAGGACUAUGACUUCACCCGCUUUUACCGGUGGCAUAUCGAUGCCGCCCUGUAUGAUCUGAACCCGCCCCAGGUGACCACCCUUCUGGCUGUCAGUGUCCCCAAGGGCCGUCGUCAAACAUUACUAUACGAUGAUGGCUCUGAUGAAACUAUGGAUGUCCCGCUGGGUACGACGGCAUUCGUGAGCGGCGAGCGAAUGUUCGAACUGUUGUCACCCGGAGAGCAAGAAUUCGUGCGGACGAGCAAGAUCGAAUAUGCCCCUCAUCCAUACAUUUGGAUGAGUCCCGCCCACUCCCGGUCCACUGGACUCGGCCUACACUCCGAAGGCCUAGAAUUGCCAGACAAGGAGCUGCCACCCAUCGACGACGAGAAGAUCAUGAUUCUGCCAAUGCUCUGGAAGAAUCCCGUCACCGGCAAGCUAGCAUUGCAGGUCCAUCCGUCAGCCAUCCGCCGGAUUCACCUUGCCGAUGGCUCCGUAAUUGACGACUUGGAACGCGUGCGAGACAUUAUCUAUAGGCUGCAGAGGCCCGCGAUUAGUCCCCAGUAUGUAUAUGCGCAUGACUGGGAGGAAGGUGACCUGGUCCUGUUCAACAACCGCGGGGUGUUACACUCUGUUGUUGGUGCUUUUAAGCCCGAUGAGGUGCGCUUGUUCCGUCAGUGCAACCUAGCCGCUUCUGAACCACCUGUGGGCCCUUGA